AUGCAUUACUCAUUCAUUUUCCCUUCAUUGCUCAUUGGCGCUAGAUUGCGGCGCCUUUUUCUUCUGCGAAGACGAUGUCUACGAGAUGAGGCCAAGGCCAAGGCCGAGGAUAAGGACGAGGACGAGGACAUGGACGAGGAUGGGGAUGUGGCUCGGGAUCAGUGCUGGGGCAGUCCAAUCAGAACAAUUCCGCUCAUCGAACAGUACACGAUGGAAGAGAUGCCCGGCCGGGCAGAUGAAGUUUCACCUUUCGAUGGUCUUUUGGCCACGGAGUUUCCAUUGCGUGAUGACGGUGUCAUAAUCACGCCGAAUGCGAGCUACAUACCCAAAUUCCCAGCAGUACUCAAUGGGCAGAUGGCGACGCAGCAUGAUGGACGUUGGGGUCCCCAGGAGUAUUUGAGGUGGCCGCAGAUGUUUGACCAAAAGGUCAUACAUCACAUGUGUAUACCGGGUAUGGCUGCUGUGUUGGAGGCAGAUGCGAUGGUUCUGUGGGACAAGAUCAGGUUAUGGGAGUGGGAGGUGGAUUCGACCUGCAGUGUACCCGAUCUGGGCUUUCUGACAGAGGAGAAGUUCAAUGCGCUGGCUGAGGCAGCACUGCGAGUGAUGGACAAUUUUACUCGCCAGCUUGGCAGAGCAACUUCAGAGAAGAUGAAACCUGGCCAGCAACUCAUACUGAUGCUGGGUCAGUGUCUGGACCGUCUUCACCUCCUCCCGAUGACUUGCACCCAUGUGAUCGCACUUGGGGCACACAUGCAACACCUCACACUCAAGCUGUGGGGGUUUGUCAACUAUUACAAUGUUGUCGUCGGUCGGCUGGAGAUGCCAACCCUCCACAGGAAACCCGAUUGGGAUAUUUUGCCUGUACGAGGUGCUUUCACGAAUGACGCCAAUGUCGUGCAUUCGUUGUUCUGCGUCGGCAUACCAUUUUGGUUCAUCCAGACUAAGACAGAGAAAACAAAGAUCGAGAAAUGGGCUAGUCCUGUGUUGGUGAGCUAUGAGCUAAGCCUGGAAAUGUCAUGGCCGCACCUGCUCAGGCAUGAGAUGGACCUUGUGGGAAUCUUGCACCGUGCGGGUGAAUGGCCUGCUAGGAUGUUGCAUGAGGCUAUGGCUGCUGUCUGCACUGCCGGCCUGCCUCUGCUCGAAGGCGCAUCCGAAGUCUCAACUGCUGAACAACCCCCACAGAAGAAGCAGAAGGAUGACAAACUCCCAUCUGCGCAACUCCCAACCAUGCAGCAGAGUGACGGCCGAGCCGAUUUGCAGCCCUUGGGCAGUGCGGAGUCCACCAAAAAGUCCAAGCUGCUCGUGGUGUGCAAGGGUUCAGAUAUCCCUUUCGUUAUUCUCACAUGGGGAAUACGGCGUGAGGACUAUCUUAAAUUCAAGUUCAAGCAGUUCUUUAUCAAGACAGUGCUUAUUGACGACUCUCAAGGCUUAUUGCCAUACCAGCGGUACUGCCCUCAUUUGAAGAAGUUUGUCAACUAUCCAAAGCACAUGGAUAAGCAGUAUUUGCUUCCGGGUGACACUCCUGUUUACCGCGAAAAGGGCAGCACUUGGAAUCUGAGUGCUGCUCAGAUUGCUAACAUACAGGUUUCAGCAACUGCUCAUCUGCCUGCGCUCAUGGCCGCUAUCAACACGUUUGCGAAGAACAUUCUCACCACCCCAUCCUCAUCUUCUGGUGGAUCUCAGAGCACGCUUUUGAUGCCUUUGACGUCCUUAUCCAGCUGGGUUUGCGAUGCUGCUAGCAGUUCAAGCUCGAGUAGAUACGUGGCCAAGCAUUCACUGUCACCCGAUGUGGGGACGGAGGGUAGAAAAUUCAGACUGAUGGAUAAGGGGAAGGCGCGUGAGGUGAUAGAGUGUGACAUUAAGCUUACAGAUGAUGAGGUGGAAGCAGAGAUCAUACCUAACGACAACGUCCUGGGUGAGAUCAUCGAGAUUGUGGAUGGCAAGGAAUAUUACUACAUUAUGUAG
This is a messenger RNA of Sparassis crispa, 1965 nucleotides long. RefSeq lists its product as hypothetical. The transcript is spliced from 7 exons. Bases 1 to 1965 code for a protein of 654 amino acids. The record is from RefSeq and is a predicted model, not a curated record. Lineage: Eukaryota; Fungi; Basidiomycota; Agaricomycetes; Polyporales; Sparassidaceae.